This is a messenger RNA of Scleropages formosus (Asian bonytongue), 3614 nucleotides long. RefSeq names its product TBC1 domain family, member 22a (gene tbc1d22a). Gene Ontology annotation, molecular function: GTPase activator activity. The transcript is spliced from 13 exons. NCBI's taxonomy places the organism in Eukaryota, Metazoa, Chordata, Actinopteri, Osteoglossiformes, Osteoglossidae. The record is from RefSeq and is a predicted model, not a curated record. The coding region runs from base 136 to 1749 and encodes 537 amino acids. Gene Ontology annotation, biological process: activation of GTPase activity.
GCUGUGCCAAUAUGGCGGCUUUCUGAGUUUCAGGAAGAAGCUAUGAGUAAAUAAACACGCUGUGAACUUUUACCACCUUUCAGCUAGUGUCGUCUUGUCAUAAAUGUGAUAUUACUGUACGAGGAAAAGAAGAUCAUGUCAAACGACGGCAGCAAAAAACAGUUCUGGAAGAGAAACAGCGCCAAGGUUCCUGGAAGCAUACAGCAUGUGUACGGUGCUCAGCACCCACCUUUUGACCCCCUCCUGCAUGUAAAUUUAGUUAAAGGUGGGAGCAAGGCUCAGAUGACGCCGGGGAAACCCAAGAAGGCCACCACCUUCCAGGAGUUUGAAAGCAUCACCAGUGAUGCUUGGGAUGUCGGCGAUGAUGACGAUGAGCUGUUGGCCAUGGCUGCGCGGAAUCUCAACAUUGAAGUUGUCAUGGAGACAGCCAACAAGGUGAUUGAGAACCACAGCAAACUUCAGGAACGGCAGCAGAAGCAGGAGAGAAGGGUUGAAGGAGAGGAGGAGGAUGAAAGCGAAGAGAACUUGCAACAGGUUGAGGAGGAUGAGGAGGAAGGGGAGGAGACAAGCCCAGCAUCGGUCCACUCAGAACCCAGCCCAGACAGCAGGAUGGUGAAAUCACUGAGCGAGGCUUACAUUGGCUUAUCAAAGGAGGUGCCCAGUGAGAAAUCAUCCCUCCAGCGCCAGCGUUCCCUCCCUCAGCGGCCUGUCAUCCCAUUGGUGGCUCGUAUGGCAGACCAGAACACGUCUGGGACCCCUGCCAUGACUGAGAGGGAGGCAUCCCGCUUGGACAAGUUCCGUCAGGUUCUGGCUGGACCCAACACUGACCUCGAGGAGCUUCGAAAAUUGAGCUGGUCCGGGAUCCCGCGGCAAGUACGCCCGAUCACGUGGAAGCUUCUGUCGGGCUACCUCCCAGCCAACGUGGAACGGCGAGCGAGCACGCUGCAGCGCAAGCGGCAAGAGUAUUUUGGCUUCAUCGAGCAGUACUACGACUCGAGGAAUGACGAACACCAUCAGGACACCUACAGACAGAUUCACAUUGACAUACCAAGAACUAAUCCCCUUAUUCCUCUCUUUCAACAACCUUCUGUGCAAGAGAUUUUUGAGCGCAUCCUCUUCAUCUGGGCCAUCCGGCAUCCAGCCAGCGGCUACGUUCAAGGCAUCAAUGACCUUGUCACGCCCUUCUUCGUCGUUUUUGUCUUCGAGUACAUUGAGGAAGAGGUGGAAAAUUUCGAUGUUUCCAGCUUGCAGGAGGACGCUCUGCGGAACAUCGAGGCUGACAGCUUCUGGUGCAUGAGCAAGCUGCUGGACGGCAUUCAGGAUAACUACACCUUCGCCCAGCCGGGGAUCCAGCGAAAGGUCCAAGCCCUGGAGGAGCUGGUCAGCCGGAUCGAUGAGUCAGUGCAUCGACACAUGCAGAAGUAUGAGGUGGAGUACCUGCAAUUUGCCUUCCGCUGGAUGAACAACCUGCUGAUGAGGGAACUUCCGCUGCGCUGCACCAUUCGUCUGUGGGACACUUACCAGGCGGAACCAGAAGGGUUUUCCCACUUCCACUUGUACGUCUGCGCUGCUUUCCUGGUCCGAUGGAGGAAGGAAAUUCUGGAAGAGAAAGACUUCCAGGGACUCAUGAUCCUGCUGCAGAAUUUACCCACAAUGCAUUGGGGCAACGAGGAGAUCAGCGUUCUCCUGGCAGAGGCGUACAGACUGAAGUUUGCCUUCGCUGAUGCACCUAACCACUACAAGAGAUGAGGUUUGCUCAUGGCCUGCUGUAGUAGCACAUUCAAGGUCCUUUUCUUCUGGCCUCUUCCUGAUGCCCAGCUACAAUGAGAUUAAAAAGUGUGCUUUUUCGGGUUCUGAGUUGCAGCUCUUACUGGUAGCUGCAUUGGUGCCCUUUUUUUUAUUACCAACAACUUGUGCACUGUGUUGUCACCUGACACCUCUCUAUCACAGUUAAUCCAGACUCAGAUAACCAAAAACCGUACUAGUAAAACUGCAGGUGACACUUCGGUGGUUGAUACUGUGACUGUCAACUUUUGUAAGAAGUCUCUUGGCAGAAGUUUGCAAAGGGUCUGGUGAUCUUGGCAGGCUAUGACAAGACAUGGAACUUGCCAGUUUGCCAACCCACUGCCCAGGAGGUUUUUGUCACCGUUGGAUCCUAGAGCAAGACCUCUCCCCUGGUGUGGGACUGGUGGAGCUCCUUCACUGGCUGUUGAACCCACCCCCCAGUGGAGGUGGUGAGGACUCCAGCGAAUAGCAACCUCAUUCUCAUCAUUGUUAAUCAUCCUUCAUCUGUUUGGAUCUUAAGUCAGCUGUUUUCUUUAUGAAUUCUCUGAAAGCAUUAACUGUCAUGUAACUGAAGGUUGGAGUUGACUUCCACCCUCCUCUCCCCUCCUCAAACCCGCCACUCAGCCAUAUUUGAUGUGUCAGGAUUCAUCCUCUAGCAAAGGACUACCUCAAGUACAAGCCAGGUGUCACUCCCCGAUAAACUGAAUGAAUGUCAGUCCGGUGAUCCACGUCAACACGCAACACCGAUGGCCACACCAACUCUGCAAAUGCUCAUGAAAUAGUUUGUUGGUUUGCCUUAAUCUGGCUGCUUCUUUCUGUUUGUGACAGAAAGAGAGGUGCAAUAUUCCUUGUUCUUUGUAGCAGUAAGCUUAGAUAUUUGUACAAUAAAAAAAGUAACAGUAAUUGGAUGAUGCUUCAGUUGAAAACACUUGUCUAACCUUCACGAAACACGUUUAGUGCGGGAACAGUAUGAUCUGUGAAAGGCGAGUACAGUAGGGGAGGGAGGGGGGCAGGUUCUGUAUGAGAUGCUGAUGUUUUCAGUUUUACAUUAUAGGGAAAACAGCUUUUGUUUAGAGUUGAACAAUCUGACAGCUUACUUUGCAUAUAUGUGCCACUUAUUAUGACUAAUUUCCUAUUCUUCAUGACUAGAAGCUGCACUUGGGGGGAAAAAAGUCGUCUUCUCUAUUUUUUAACCUAUUCUAUCAUUUUUAAAUGUAUCCUAUAUUGUUUACAUUAUAUGGUGCCUAAUGUAGUACUAUUGCAUCGUAGGUAUUUAUUCUGUCUUUGAGCAUCUGAAGUGGAUUAAUUAAAGUGGAAGGUGUUCCGCCUGGCAACAUUUGCUCGCUGUUUGCUCUGGCGCGGUGAGACCACGCAACAGCGCCAGUUAACCGCCUCUUUGUUCCGCAUGGCUGAGGAGGCUGCCUGGUGCACACAGCGAGUGUACUGAAGCAGUCUGGUGACAGGAGCGGUACCAGGGAAGAUAGACUACAUGUUUCCAUAGAAACGAGCAGUAGCUGUUCCCGCUGUGCAGCCUCCCUGUUCUAGGCCCAUAUAGAGAUUUGUCAUCUUAUAGAGUGAUGCACUGGGGUUUGGAUGAGCCAUUCUGCCUGUCUCCAUCUUUACUUUUGAAUCUAUGUGACUUUUUUCUUUAACAGUAUUGAAAUGUUUAGGCGUUUAUGGGUACCAGUUAAUCAGUGAAUGACUCCUGGAAGUGUAUCUUAUGCAGUGAAAAUGAUGAACAAUUUUCUUGAGUGAAAGCGUGUGCAGAACAGUGCAUUUUGAAACUGAGAUUUGUAAAUACAUGCAAAUGUGUAAAUAAAUACUAUAUG